AUGGCGGCCGUUCUACAAAAUAGAGCAUCUCGGAAACGAUGUUUUGUAACUAUUGGUGCUACUGCACCGUUCAACAGCCUCAUCAAGGCUGUGCUCGCCGAUAACUUUAUAACACAACUACAGCAGCUAGGCUACAACGAGCUGCGGGUACAGUACGGUGAUCAUGAAGGGGAAGCUAUCUACAACGAAAGACUCGAAUAUCUCAAGUCAAAGCUCGGGGACGACGAUUUUACAAUCUCCGGAUUUGGCUUUGAUAAAUCAGGACUUGGCCAGGAGAUCCUGGCCGUCAAAGGUCGGUCGUCAGAAACGGAAGGGACUGUAAUCAGCCAUGCCGGCUCUGGCUCGGUCCUGGAUGUGUUAAGGGUGGGCAUCCCGCUCGUGGUUGUGCCCAACACCGACCUACUACAUAACCAUCAAGUUGAACUUGCCGAGGCUCUCGCUGAGCAAGAGUAUGUUGUGCACGGGAAGAUAGACGAUCUCGAAUCAUCUUUAUCAAGCAUCGAAAACCUACGAAGCAAGAUGCGUAAAUGGCCUCCGCUCCGCUCCGGCGAGCAAAAGUAUGAAAAUGGAAUCGCUGAUGUAAUGGCGGAGGAAAUGGGAUGGCAACUGGAUUGA
Exophiala spinifera is the source of this 615-nucleotide messenger RNA. RefSeq lists its product as uncharacterized. Gene Ontology annotation, biological process: dolichol-linked oligosaccharide biosynthetic process. The transcript has 3 exons. The record is from RefSeq and is a predicted model, not a curated record. Gene Ontology annotation, cellular component: UDP-N-acetylglucosamine transferase complex; extrinsic component of endoplasmic reticulum membrane. Gene Ontology annotation, molecular function: hexosyltransferase activity. Bases 1 to 615 code for a protein of 204 amino acids. NCBI's taxonomy places the organism in Eukaryota, Fungi, Ascomycota, Eurotiomycetes, Chaetothyriales, Herpotrichiellaceae.